CCUGCUGGGCAAGGGAUAUUGCCCCAGUCCUGGUGGCCUUGCUGCGUGUUGUCCCCAGCCUUGUUGUCACCUGCUAGCUGGUCUUUCUAACAGCUGUUUCUGCCUCUCUCCGUGGCCACCAGCCCCAGCCGCAAGUCCUCAGAGCUCUGCCCACGUUAAAUCCCUUUGGCACAAAAGAGCCCCCGCUGCCAUCUGCCAUCUCACCUCCUUCCCGGGAGCUCCGGGACGUGGCCGUGCUUCAUGGUGGCUGCUGGGACCGGGAGCUCCUGGACCAGCAGAGGGACAAUAUUCUUUCCAUCAAGGAAAUACGAAACGUAAAGGUUUUUAAGAGCUGUCAAGGGCUGGAGCUUUGUCCUCACAGCCUCCUGGUUGCCUUCUGCUGCAGGCUCGAGGGAGGAAACCCUCAAAGACCCAGCGGAGUCAGGAUGCUGCAAGAAUGGGAGCUCCUUGGGAGCAGCAGCCCUGCUGCCUUACGUGCCCCGCGUGCCCCCCGCGGCGCUGCUGGGGAAGGUGACGGCCACCACCUUCGCGCUGGAGAUGCCGUGCUGCGUCUUCGAUGGACACGCCAACGCCUCCGACGCCGUCUGGCUGGUGGUGGCUUUCGCCAACGGUGAGCGCCCGCUUCUCCGGCACGUGCUCCCUGCCAUGGCGGGGAGAUGUGGGGGACCCUCGCCACAGCCACUCACCCCCCAUCCGUGCCGCGCAGCCUCGGACGCCUUCAGAAACCCCCCGUCCCGCGAUGAUGUGCCCCCGUACGAGCGGCUGCCCACCGCCCACUCCUAUAUGACACUGGAGACGGCAGCGGCCGCCUACGCCUGCCCGGCGCCGAGCCCGGCCGUCCUGCGUGUCGGGGGUGACACGGCGUGCGGGGGAGAGGGCGGCCGGGACCCCUGCAACGGACCCCUGCCCUCCCCGGGACCCUACAGGGUGAAGUUCCUGGUGAUGGGCUGCCACGGCCCCAAAGCGGACACGAGGUGGUCGGACCCCAUCCUCCUGCGGAGAGCCGCCAGCCCGAGCACCAUCGACCCUGCGCCCGUGCGUCGUGACAGUGCCCCGGUCGUCGUCGCCUCCAUCCUGGCCAGCCUGGGGGCCGCGCUGGCCGCGGCGGUGCUCGGCGCUGUGGGCGCCGAGGCGUGGGGGUCCCUGUGCCGCCGGGAUCCGGGGAACGGCGCCUUCGCCCACAGGUCCUACAGGACCCACCACAUCCCCCCGGCCCUGCCCCAGCCCCUGCCCCCCGGCUGCGGCUGCAGCCCCCCGGGGCUGGGCUGCUUCGCCCCCCGGCGCCCCGGUCCCUGUCCUGCCGACACGCCUCGCCGGCGGGCGCUCGGGUGUAGCAAAUGCUCCCCCGGGGAAACGAGCCCGACCUGUUUGCCACCGGGGCCGUGGCUGGCGCAGGAAUGUGGGCGGUUGGCAGCCGCAGGCGGGUCCCGUGGGGACGCGGAGCCCGGACGCCCGCACUCCUGCCCUCGGCACUCAGGCGCCCGCACGAUGCUCCCGCUGCUCCUGCUGCUCCUGGCCACGGCCCGCGGGCUGGAUGGUCUCCCGACCCUGGAGGCCCCGGUCCUGGCCAGCUCGUCCCUGGGGGGCCAGAAAACCACCUCCACCUUCGUGCUGGACCAGCCCCGCUGCGUCUUCACCAACGUAUCGAAGGACACUGUCAUCUGGCUGGUGGUGGCCGAUCCCAGGGCCGUCCCCGACUUCGACAACAGCGUGGAGCCGGGGGGUCCCGGGCGGGAGUUCCAGCAGUUCCUCAACAGCACCUUCGCCUACAUGACCCUCAACACCACCAUCCUCAACUACCCCUGCCCCAAAAACCCCGGGGACAUCACCGUGCUGCGCGUCGGCAGCGAGACCCGCUGCGCCAAGGAUAAGAAGAGACCCACCUGCAACGGCCCCCUGCCCGGCCCCGGGCCAUACCAGGUGAAGUUCCUCGCCCUGGACGGCUCCAAGCCCGUGGCCCAGACAGCCUGGUCAGAACCCAUCACCCUGAGCACAGCCCAGCCAUCCGGCAACAUCCCCGUGCCGGGCAGCGGGCACAGCGCCGGCAUGAUCGCCCUCACCUCCAUCCUCUCCAUCCUCUUCGCCAUCCUGCUGGCCGGCCUGGUGGCCAUGCUGCUCUGGGGCUCGGACGCCAGCAGUGGCAGCAGCACCUUCAGCAAGCCGGAGGCGGUGACGGUGCGGCGGUACAACACCCACCAUGUCUACGACCAGCCGGCCGCCCGGCUCUGAGCCCCCGCCACAGCCCCCCGCCGCCCCCCCAGCACCUCCCCACCUGCUCCCGCGCCGGCCGCCACCAUCCUGCGCACCCGCGGGUGCCCUCGUGGCUGCCCCAGCGGUGUGGGUGGCACGAUGGCCACCCCUGCGGGGGCACGGCCAGAGCUGCCCCACGGGCAGGGAACUGUGAUGGAGCGGGAGACUAAAGCCCUUUCC
Messenger RNA from Chroicocephalus ridibundus (black-headed gull), 2430 nucleotides. RefSeq lists its product as uncharacterized. Bases 538 to 2229 code for a protein of 563 amino acids. Gene Ontology annotation, cellular component: membrane. The record is from RefSeq and is a predicted model, not a curated record. NCBI's taxonomy places the organism in Eukaryota, Metazoa, Chordata, Aves, Charadriiformes, Laridae. The transcript is spliced from 11 exons.